AUGCGCUGUACAACCCCCUCCGUCCUCAGCCUCAGCCUAGUGCUCACCACCGCUGCAACGGCUGCUGUGACAUCUGCACCCCGCAACGACGCCGUUGACUACGGCUCCUGGGACUUCUCCGGCUCCGCCAUGUUCCCCGUCAGCGGCUACACCUCCUACCGCGUCGACGCAACUUAUCGCAACGCCGAGCUGGCGGCGCCCGUCGCCGUCGCAUGCAGCUAUCUCUACAACCCCAGGGACAGGGCCGAGACGGCGUCGUGCUCGGACCCGAGCUUCUCGUAUGACUUUGGGGGCGUUCGCCAAGCGCAAGCGAACACCGUCGCGACCGUGACGCUGAGGCAGACCGUCGCGCUGUCGGGGGCCAACGUCACGGUGACGGGUGCGAGACACUUCAGUUUCGACUUUAGCGGCGGCGCCGGCUUCACGGGGACCGCUGCGGGCGUCAUUGACGCGAAGACGGCGACGGCGUGA
Molecule: messenger RNA, 471 nt
Organism: Colletotrichum higginsianum IMI 349063
Lineage: Eukaryota; Fungi; Ascomycota; Sordariomycetes; Glomerellales; Glomerellaceae
Exons: 2
Coding region: 1-471 (156 amino acids)
Source: RefSeq, a predicted model, not a curated record